ACGGAACCGACCGACCGACGCUGCGGCUCCGGCGAGCUGUUGACCGAACUUCUGGCGACGGAGGGCGGGGCCAGAGCCCUAAUAUACAAUGGGCGGGACUGUGGGCGGCUCCCUCCAGUCUGUGACGUCAUCAGCGAAAAUACGCUGGGCGGGGCCACAGUCUCCAUGCUCCGCCCCAUUCUGAGGCAUCCGCCUGCAGACGAACAGAUCCAUGAACAUCUUCGUGUUCCUGGCCUGAAUCUGGAUCUGAUCGCUAAUGCGAGAUGGUAAAUGGGAUGAAACGCAGCUUCAGAAAUAAUGCUGUUUCAGCAGUUUGCUGUAAGGAGGAAACCACAUCCUCCUCAUCUUCAGAAGAGACCGAGGCUUCAUCUCAGACGGAGAGCGACUCCAGACCAUGAAGACGAUGAAGAGGACGACUCUGCUGUUCCUCCUCUCGGCGGCGUCUCUGCUGUGUGGAUCUUCUCAGCGAGUUGGUGUGACUGUGAGUCCCAGCAGAUCUCAGUUCUUUGAAGGAGAAUCAGUGAUUCUGAACUGUGAGGACGACAGCUCUGCAGGAUGGACUCUGAGGAGGAACUCCUCGGAGAAAAAGAGGACUCAGUGUGACGAGUGGGGAGAAGCUUCUGGCUCCUCCUGCAACAUCAGCUACAUGUACGAAGAGGAUAACGGCAUGUACUGGUGUGAGUCCAGAGGGGGAGGAGCCAGCAGCAUGGUGGUUAACAUCAGUGUCUCUGGUGGAUCAGUGAUCCUGCAGAGUCCUGUCCUCCCUGUGAUGGAGGGUCAUGACCUCACUCUGAGCUGUCAAUCAAAGACCCCUCCCUCCAACCCCUCAGCUGCUUUCUAUAAAGAUGGCUCCCUCAUCAGGACUGAGCCUACAGGCCACAUGACCCUCCAGCAUGUUUCCAGGUCUGAUGAAGGUCUCUACAAGUGUCACAUCAGGGAUCAUGGAGAGUCUCCAUCCAGCUGGAUCUCUGUCUCAGUAAAUCCCGAGUUAACAACGGUUUUCCUCCUGGAUCCUGCUCCGCCUCCUGUGCCCCCCGCUCGCCGCUCUGUGUUCGCCGUGGUUCACCACCUGCUGGUCAUCUGCCCGUACUUCAUCUCCACUCUGCUCAUGGCGUCUCUGUGCCGCCGAAGAGGUCCAGGAAAGGACCGGUCUGUCUCCAUGGUAACGGCAGCGAAGAGGUUCAAAGAGGACGGAGACGACACCGCUGUGACCACAGAGCAUCACUUCUGACCUUCAGCGCCGCUGCAGUGACCUUUCUGACUGACCCUGCUUCUACCUGCAGUCUCCACCUCUCCUGUGAUAAUGCCCCGCCCACAUGCUAGAUGUCCUCUGGGAAAUAAACUGUACUAAUAAACCUGAUUGGUCACCA
Molecule: messenger RNA, 1370 nt
Organism: Oryzias melastigma (Indian medaka)
Lineage: Eukaryota; Metazoa; Chordata; Actinopteri; Beloniformes; Adrianichthyidae
Product: protein turtle
Exons: 8
Coding region: 395-1231 (278 amino acids)
Biological process (GO): cell surface receptor signaling pathway
Molecular function (GO): transmembrane signaling receptor activity
Source: RefSeq, a predicted model, not a curated record